Gastrolobium bilobum is the source of this 1523-nucleotide messenger RNA. Its product is annotated as probable aspartic proteinase GIP2. Gene Ontology annotation, biological process: proteolysis. The record is from RefSeq and is a predicted model, not a curated record. The coding region runs from base 58 to 1341 and encodes 427 amino acids. Lineage: Eukaryota; Viridiplantae; Streptophyta; Magnoliopsida; Fabales; Fabaceae. The transcript has a single exon. Gene Ontology annotation, molecular function: aspartic-type endopeptidase activity.
CCAAGACGCAAUUUCAUAGCAAAGUGCAAAACUACCCAAGAAUUAUUUUCUUCUUCCAUGGCUUCCUUUCCUCUCAUUUUCUCCUUUCUAUGUCUUGUUGCCAAACUCUGUCAUGCUCAGUCACCAGUUUCUUUUGUAAUCCCAGUCACUAAGGACAAUUCAACCCUCCAGUACUUAACAACCCUUUCUUAUGGCACCCCUCUCUUACCCACCAAGCUCGUGCUUGAUCUUGGAGGUCCUUUCCUCUGGCUUGACUGUGCAUCCAGAAACAUGCCAUCAUCUUCAACCCUUACCACUCCUCACCGAUCAAUUCAAUGCCUUACAGCAAAAACCCAUGAAGCUGAGGCUACUUCGUUUCUGUCCAGUCCCACAGAUCAAGACCAGUAUCAGCCAUGUCAAGUUUUCCCAGAAAACAGCAUCACUGGGACAGUGGCCACAGAAGGAGAGUUUGUACAAGACCUCAUGUCUCUCCAAUCAACUCACAAGUUAGAAACCAUACACCAAGUACGCUUCACCUGUUCACCAAGCAUGCUCUUGAAUGGCUUAGCUAGGGGUGCUAAAGGCAUGGUAGGUCUUGGUAGGUCUCGCUGUUCCCUUACAUCACAGGUUUUUGAUUCCUUCGGCACCCACAGAAAACUCACUCUAUGUCUCUCAUCAUCAACUGGGGUUAUACUUUUCGGCAACAUGGACUAUGAAUCUCCUUCUGGAGCUGAAAUUCUAAGAUCUUUAACGUUCACACCCCUUAUUACCAAUCAAAACCAGAGAUACCCAUCACAGGAAUACUUCGUCAACGUCAACUCCAUCAAAAUCAAUGGAAAGCGAUUGUCUUUCAACACGUCAUCAAAGUCCCAAGACGAAGAGGACAAUAAUGGAGGGACUCAAACUCAGUUGAGCUCAAUUGUGCCUUACACUACCAUGCAGAGCUCGAUCUAUGCUAUUUUCAAGACAGCUUUUGUGGAUGCUGCUAUGUCUAUGAACAUGACCAGAUUGGCUUCGGUGGCACCCUUUGAGCUCUGUUUUAGCUACAGAGGAAUUGGAAGGUCGCAAGUGGGGCCCAGUGUGCCAAUUAUUGAGUUGGUGCUGCAGAGUGAGAUGGUGAAAUGGAGCAUAUAUGGCAGGAACUCGAUGGUGAGGGUGAGCAAUGAGAUAAUGUGCUUGGGAUUCUUGGAUGGAGGUGUGAACCCAAGAAAUCCCAUUGUGAUUGGGGGAUAUCAAUUGGAGGAUGUCAUAGUGCAGUUUGAUUUAGCUACUUCCAUGGUAGGAUUUAGCUCUUCCCUUUUGACCAAGAAUACUCGCUGUUCGGAUUUCAAAUUUGGUUCUAUUCAUGCAGCAUCAGUUUGAGUAUUGACCAUCGUUUUGAUGAUGAGGGUUAUACUACUAAGUUUUCUCAAUUUUGUAAGAAUUUGAUUUUUCUGUAGGUUUUUUUUUUUUUUUUUUUUUUUUCUUUUUUGAGGGAUGGGGGUGUGUGUGUGUACUAUUUAUUAGUUGUGAAAGAGCUUGAGAUAUUAUGUAGCUCGUGUAGA